This is a messenger RNA of Anopheles gambiae (African malaria mosquito), 1174 nucleotides long. It is a transcript of the gene Pex13, whose product is annotated as peroxisomal membrane protein PEX13. Bases 1 to 1104 code for a protein of 367 amino acids. Gene Ontology annotation, molecular function: protein binding. Lineage: Eukaryota; Metazoa; Arthropoda; Insecta; Diptera; Culicidae. Gene Ontology annotation, cellular component: peroxisome; peroxisomal membrane; peroxisomal importomer complex. The transcript is spliced from 3 exons. Gene Ontology annotation, biological process: protein import into peroxisome matrix, docking. The record is from RefSeq and is a predicted model, not a curated record.
AUGGCGACCAACUUUCGGAACACAACCCUCAAUGAGGAACGAAUAUUUGGCAAUACAAGUGGACUAAACACGUCAGCUGGAGUAAUUCCUACGAAUCAUCCACCACCUUUGCCACCGAGACCACAGUUUUCGGGUGGUGGGGGAGAUAUGAUGUUCGGUAAUCGGUAUGGAUUUCCUGGCCAAUCUGGAUAUCACAGCUACAGCCCGUACGGAGGAUAUUCCUCUAUGGAUUAUUAUGGCCACAGGAGCUACGGUGGAUAUGGAGGGUACGGUCAAGGAUAUGGAGGAGGAUACGGUAACCCCGGUGGUGGGUUCAAUUACCCGGAACACAGGUUUAUUCAGUUAGCAGAAGAAAGUUCGCGGCCCGCCUUUCAGAUCCUUGAAUCGCUCGUCGGCGCAGUUGGCAAUGUGGCGACGAUGCUAGACUCUACCUUCUUUGCCGUCACCAGCUCAUUCCGUGCCGUGCUGAGUGUGGCAGCAAAUUUGGCGCACCUGAAGGGAACGUUUGCCCAGUUCUGGUCAUCUUUGGCUGUUGUGCGAGCGGCCGUGUGGUUGUAUAAAAAGAUGCUGUACAAACUGAGGAUAACGAAAACAGAUCCCACGUUGGAGGCAUUCAAAGAAGCGUUUAAUGUAUCUACUGGUAGCGAUGUGAACGGUAACAACAACGGCAGAAAACAUUCAUCCUCACUUUUAGCAGCACUAUUCAUGGGUUUCAUGCUCUCCGUACCCUAUAUGCUGAUAAAAUUGUUUGCACCAAAAGUCAGCGAAGAUACUGGUAAGAGGUUUAGCAUCAAUUGCGCUGAUUUACACGCAGCAGGAUUGAUACAAUUCCCCUUUCUUUUUUCUUACCCAGCACUAAGCGAUCCUGCCAUGUGGAACAAUCCAGUGGAGGUGCAGGCAUUGCACAAUUUCGAUGCCUCCAACGCUCAGGAGAUGUCGAUCCGUGCGGGACAAUCGGUGUUACUUGCGCCGAAGCAAAUUCAAACCGACCGACAUUUGCUGAACAGUGGAUGGGUACUAGCGGCUACAGCCGAUCGACGAACGUCCGGAAUCAUUCCACUAAACUAUGUACAAGCGCUGAAACAAUCUGUCGAGAGUCAGUAGAUAAUUAAAAAUAUUAGCGGGUCUGGUAUCUUACAGUGAUUUCAAUAAAAUGGCUUUUAUUAACCAGCGA